This is a messenger RNA of Drosophila erecta, 2574 nucleotides long. RefSeq names its product bifunctional 3'-phosphoadenosine 5'-phosphosulfate synthase (gene Papss). Gene Ontology annotation, biological process: sulfate assimilation; 3'-phosphoadenosine 5'-phosphosulfate biosynthetic process. The record is from RefSeq and is a predicted model, not a curated record. Bases 392 to 2281 code for a protein of 629 amino acids. Lineage: Eukaryota; Metazoa; Arthropoda; Insecta; Diptera; Drosophilidae. Gene Ontology annotation, molecular function: ATP binding; sulfate adenylyltransferase (ATP) activity; adenylylsulfate kinase activity. The transcript is spliced from 4 exons.
AUAUUUUUUGCCGUGCGCUAUCGUUAAACCAUCGCAUACUUGGGCCACCUCUAAUCAGCUGGCGCUGAUGGGUGCGUUGGUGUGCGUGGGGGCUUUGUGUGCAUGUGAAUUAGUAAUAAUACAUUUCUCGUUUCCCAAAUUUAAACGUUUGUUCAAGAUAUAACUAGCCUUAAAGCUAUUUAGUGCAAUAGUCCUGCUGCCGCGAUUGAUACACCUAUUCAGAAAACGGAAAGCCACCCGAAAACUGCAACCGUGCCACACUUCAUUCAUCGAUUGCACCGAUUAGCGAUUCGAAGUGCUACUUUUCGCAGUUUUGUUUGGAAUUGCUUGGCAGGAAGAGGUGCCGCUUUGGUGGGUCAGAAGAACAGCAUUGUAGAGUUCCCCUCGAGAAAUGAGCGAAGUUCCGGAGAGCAGUAAAAAGCGUCAGAAGACGUGCCUACAGGUGGCGACGAAUGUGACCGAGCAGAAGCACCAUGUCACCAGGGAGACGCGCGGCAAGAAUCUGGGACUCUGCCGAGGAUUCCGAGGAUGCACCGUGUGGCUGACUGGUCUCAGUGGUGCUGGAAAGACCUCGAUUGCCUUCGAACUGGAGGCAUACCUGGUAUCCCGGGGCAUUCCGGCCUACGGAUUGGAUGGCGACAACAUUCGCACCGGGCUAAACAAGAACCUGGGAUUUACGCCCGCCGAUCGCGAGGAAAACAUUCGCCGCGUGGGCGAAGUGGCCAAGCUUUUUGCCGAUAGCGGAGUGGUGGCCAUCUGCAGCUUCGUUUCGCCCUUCGCCGACGACCGCGAGAUGGCGCGCAAGAUCCACAAGGAUGCGGGCCUGAAGUUCUAUGAGAUAUUCGUGGACACUCCGCUGGAUGUGUGCGAGACUCGGGACGUGAAGGGACUUUACAAAAAGGCGCGCGAGGGCGUUAUCAAAGGGUUCACGGGCAUCACGCAGGAGUACGAGCGACCCCAGAUGCCAGAACUGGUGGUCAACACGCACGGCUACACGGUGCGCGAGUCCACUCAGAAGCUGGUGACGCUGCUCGAACAGGAGGGCAUCAUUCCGCGCUCGCUGCGCGACGUAGACCUUCUGCCGGAGCUUUAUCCCAGCGAAUCCAUUGCCACGGAGGCACUGCGCAACGAGGCCGAGUCGCUGAAAGCCAUCGAAAUCAGCACCGUGGAGCUGCAGUGGGUGCAAGUGCUGGCCGAGGGUUGGGCAUAUCCACUGCGCGGAUUCAUGCGCGAGGAUGAGUACCUGCAGACGCUGCACUUCAACACACUUCAGAGCGGCAUGGACGGUUCCUAUCGCGAGAACCACUCGGUGCCCAUUGUUCUGAGCGCCACUCAGGCGGACAAGGAUCGGCUGGAUGGCUGCUCCUCGCUGACUCUCAAAUACCAAGGCAAAUCGGUGGCCAUACUGCGGCGUCCCGAGUUCUACUUUCAGCGUAAGGAGGAGCGGCUGGCGCGCCAGUUCGGCACCAGCAAUCCCAAUCACCCGUACAGUAAACAGGUCUACGAGUCCGGCGAUUAUUUGGUAGGCGGCGAUCUGGCAGUGAUCGAGCGUAUCCGCUGGGAGGACGGGCUAGAUCAGUACAGGCUGACUCCCAACGAGCUGAGGCGCCGCUUCAAGGAGCUCAAUGCCGACGCCAUCUUCGCCUUUCAGUUGCGCAAUCCCAUCCACAACGGCCAUGCUCUGCUUAUGCAAGACACUCGCCGCCAGCUGCUGGAGCGCGGAUUCAAGCAGCCAGUGCUGCUGCUGCAUCCUCUGGGUGGCUGGACCAAGGACGACGAUGUGCCGCUGGAUGUGCGCAUGAAGCAACACCAGGCCGUCCUCGACGCAGGUGUUUUGCGACGAGAGGACACAGUACUGGCCAUCUUUCCCUCGCCAAUGAUGUACGCCGGUCCCACGGAGGUGCAGUGGCACGCAAAGGCGCGCAUGAACGCCGGCGCAAACUUCUACAUUGUGGGCCGCGAUCCGGCUGGCAUGCCGCAUCCGAGCAAGGAAACUUAUCCGGAUGGAAACCUAUACGAUGCCACCCAUGGAGCGCGUGUGCUGAAGAUGGCCCAGGGACUAGACAGCAUGGAGAUCCUGCCCUUUCGUGUUGCUGCCUAUGACAAGAGCGCCAGUAGAAUGGCCUUCUUUGAGCCCAAGAGGAAGGAUGAAUUUGAGUUCAUCUCGGGGACCAAGAUGCGCACACUGGCCAAAACUGGAGCCAGUCCGCCGGAUGGCUUCAUGGAACCGAAGGCGUGGUGCAUUUUGUCCACCUACUACCAGAACCUGCCGCAGGUGUAACCCUCUGCCUACACUCGAUCCGCAACGUGCAAUUCCUCUUAGUUAUAGCUUGUGUGCUUAUUAUAUGCAUAUACUUCCACCUAAAGGCGCUUAUCACUUACCACAUCUUUUUCCAUCGUUCUAAACCCAAAUUCGUGGCUGUCCCCGUGUGUGAAUGUUAUGCUCCCCUAACUAAAUGUUUGUAUCGUACAAUCUACUUGUAUCUACACGCAAUUCUUUUUAUCUUAAGCAAAAUGUGUUGUGGACGGUUUUUAAUACAUAUAUAAAUAAUAAAAUAGCAAAUUAAUAAUAAA